Indicator indicator is the source of this 1197-nucleotide messenger RNA. RefSeq names its product matrix metallopeptidase 23B (gene MMP23B). Lineage: Eukaryota; Metazoa; Chordata; Aves; Piciformes; Indicatoridae. The transcript has 8 exons. The coding region runs from base 1 to 1197 and encodes 398 amino acids. Gene Ontology annotation, molecular function: metalloendopeptidase activity; zinc ion binding. Gene Ontology annotation, cellular component: extracellular matrix. The record is from RefSeq and is a predicted model, not a curated record. Gene Ontology annotation, biological process: extracellular matrix organization; proteolysis; collagen catabolic process.
AUGGAUCAAGCAGAAGAACUUUCUGCAGACAGAAGGAAGAGCUUCCUCUCAGGUGACAAGGGAAAGAGCAAUGGCUGUAGGACCCUUGUGGGAUUUUUGUGCUUGCUCUCUGUGGUGGCUUUGCUGGCUGCUGUAGGAGAUCCAGCUGGAGCUGCAGUGCAGAGAAGUCAGGAAGAUGCCACAUCACCUGGUCUCCAUGGAGUUGGUGUCUCUGCUUUGCACAGCCCAGCCGUGCCCCCUCCAGCCCGGAGCAAACGCUACACCAUCACCCCAGCACGCCUGAAAUGGGACCACUUCAACCUGACAUACAAAAUCCUCUCCUUCCCGAGGAACCUGAUCGGCGCCCGGGACACGCGCAGGGGGCUGGCAGCUGCCUUCCGCAUGUGGAGCGAGGUCUCACCCUUCAGCUUCAGGGAGGUGCCACGGCACGUCCCCAGCGACCUCAAGAUUGGCUUCUACUCCAUCAAUCACACCGACUGCCUGGAGUCUCUCAUCCACCACUGCUUUGAUGGAACCACAGGGGAACUGGCCCAUGCCUUCUUCCCCCCCAAUGGGGAAAUCCACUUUGAUGACCAUGAGUACUGGAUCCUGGGGAAUACCAGGUUCAGCUGGAAAAAAGGUGUCUGGCUUACAGACCUGGUCCAUGUAGCAGCUCAUGAAAUUGGACAUGCCCUAGGCCUGAUGCACUCCCUGAACCCCAAUGCCCUCAUGCAUAUCAAUGCCACUCUGACUGGCAAGAAGAUCAUCUCCCAAGAUGAAGUCUGGGGAAUCCACAGGCUGUAUGGGUGCAGGGACAGGCUGCUGAUGUGUCCAGCGUGGGCACAGAAGGGCUUCUGUGAGAAGCGCAGGAAGCUGAUGAAGAGGCACUGCCCAGCCACCUGUGACUUCUGCUAUGAAUUCCCAUUCCCAACAGUCCCUCCUACUCUGCCCCCACCAAGGACAAAAACCAAGACAGUUUCUGAAGGCAGGAACGUCACCUUCCGCUGUGGACAGAAGAUAAUCCAUAAAAAAGGCAAAGUCUACUGGUAUAAAGAUAAGGAGCUGCUGGAAUACUCAUACCCAGGUUAUUUAUCCUUAAAUGAAGACCACAUGAGCAUCAUUGCCAAUGCAAUUAAUGAAGGAACUUACACCUGCAUAGUAAGGAAAAAAGAAAGAAUUCUGACUACUUAUUCCUGGAGAAUCAGACUGAAGCACUGA